Tachysurus fulvidraco (yellow catfish) is the source of this 1704-nucleotide messenger RNA. RefSeq lists its product as uncharacterized. The coding region runs from base 101 to 856 and encodes 251 amino acids. Lineage: Eukaryota; Metazoa; Chordata; Actinopteri; Siluriformes; Bagridae. The transcript has 5 exons. The record is from RefSeq and is a predicted model, not a curated record.
UAGUAGCGUGUGUGUGUGUGUGUGUGUCGUAUAUGUGGGGUGUGUAUGUGUGUGAGAUUGAACAUUAGCAAACUGUUCAGUGUGUGACGGUCUUUCAGAGAUGCAGCGUCUCUGCACUACGCUCUGUGGGCUUCUCACUUCCUGUAUGUAUUCCUGGGGUUCCGUUUCCUCUUUUUCCGUCAGUCAGUCUCCGUCUACAGUUAUACUGCGUGUAGGAGAACAACUUCAGAUCAUCUGCAGCUACAAUGUCAGCAACAAUUCAUCAAUAAAAGUGAAAUGGUUUAAAAACAAUCAGACAAUUGGAUUGAACCAAACUAACAAAUUCUCAGAACCUUGCAUCAACAAACCCUGUAGAACAUUAAUCAUAAACAACACUGACAUAAAUGAUGAAGGUUUUUAUAUUUGUCAAGUUACACAAGACAUUCCUCAAUUGGUGACUGUAAAUGGACCGGGGACAAAAGUUACAUUCAAGAAUAACCAUACAGAAGGCAUAGUUACCUCUACAACUCAGAGCAAUUCACCCACAACGCCAACAAGUAGCUCUGGAUCCUUGCAGGCGGCGGUAGGGGGGUCGGCAUCGGCUGCUGCGGUCAUUCUGUCCAUCUGCGUGUGUGUGUGUGUGUGGUGGAUGAAGACAAGAUCCAAACAAUCAGAGAGAAUGGUGAUCAGGGAAGGGCCUCCGAGCGAAGGGGAUGAACCAGAACACAGCGAGGACGGAGAUAGCUCAAGAAAUUCCAGAGGAUCCACACAAUGGUAUAUGGUUCCUGUGUACGAGUCCUACUUCGACCUGCAGAGGAGUGACAAAGAUCAGUCUGCAGACUCAGAUGGUUCCACAUGUGCAGCAGCUCAGAAGUGAUAACACAGAUAAGAGGAACAACAGGAAAUUUAGUCAGAAACCCCAGCUAACGUGAGCAGAAUGUUGGUCAUUUCGACUGAACAAGCGUUUUCUAAAGAGCAUCGAAAUCGCUUUAGCAAAUCUUUAACCUUUGAUUCUGCUGCUCUGGGAAAGUGAUCAGAAAUAAAGUGGUCAUUUUAUUAGCAGGUGGAUUUUAUUAAAAACUGUCAGUCAGAAGGUUUAUUUUUUUGUUUGCUUGUAUUUGUCUUUAGCCAGACAGAUAGAUUGUUAGCUACAAAUGCCAUGAACGUUUGUAAGGAGUUAAGGAACUGAUUAGUGUCAUUUAGCAAAAGUUUAACUGCAAAGUGGGUUGAAACAAAUUAAAUAUGUAGUCAGCGCUAGCCUAACUGCUGAAAUGCUAAUUUUACAGUCUUGUGCCAAGCUUUCUAGCCAUUAGCUCUAUUAUAUUAUGAAUAUAAACAGUGCUAAUAUGGCUAAGAGUAAAUAGUGGGCUAAUUGAGCAUCAGUGCUGGAACUGAGGUGUGGUUUUCUGUUUAUUUUAGCUUUUCGCUAACAAGGCUAACAAUGAGGCGCACACGGUGUGUAUUUCUGUAGUAGUGUUUGGUGUGUGAUAGCAUCUAAGCGUUUUUUUUUUUCUGUCAAAGCGUGCGCGUUUGUGUGUGUGGGGGGGGGGUUUGAUCUAGUGCAUGAAAAUGUGUUUCUCAGUUAAAGAUUUUCUUCUUUAUUGCUCUGUUAUAGAGAUAAAAGAAUAAAGUGUCUGUGUUGUUGUUGUUGUUUUUGUUGUUGUUGUUGUUUUUUUUGUUGUUGUUCUUUUAUUUUUUUAAAUAAAUGAAUCUUUAAAUAAAAGA